Molecule: messenger RNA, 1251 nt
Organism: Pestalotiopsis fici W106-1
Lineage: Eukaryota; Fungi; Ascomycota; Sordariomycetes; Amphisphaeriales; Sporocadaceae
Exons: 2
Coding region: 1-1251 (416 amino acids)
Cellular component (GO): membrane; cytoplasm
Source: RefSeq, a predicted model, not a curated record
AUGGACGGUGACCCAGCAGUUGAGCCUGAGCUCGACUCCUUUAGCUUGACCUUUCCCCUGCCGUAUCGCGUGGCCUUUAUCGUCGUAUUGGCUACCUGGCUCUGGGGCUUCAACCUUCAUUACCUCGCACUUCUCAAAAUCGACGUUCCCUCGCUCAUUCGCUACCCUUCGCGGACAUCACCGCUCCAACCGCCGCACCACCUCUCGACGUAUCGAUUGGCGACAGUUCUCUCGGCGGUCUAUGCCUUCUCCCUCCUCGUCUUCUGGGUCUUUACCCACCGUAACCCGGCGCUCGUCCUCGCCUGGGACUGGCUACCGCUCACCUACAUGGUUGUCCUGAUUGGCGUCUUUUUUGCGCCCCUCAAGACGCUUUCGUCCCAGGGCCGCCAGCGGUUCCGGAGCACGCUCAAGCGGGUCAGCAUUGGUGGCAUAGCCGAGGCCAAGGACGGGAAAUUUGGCGACAUUCUGCUGGCUGAUGUGCUGACGUCGUACGCCAAGGUCUUUGGCGACCUGUACGUUGCGCUGUGCAUGUUCUUUCAGACCAAUGGCUCGGCCACCGCGCGGCCGGACCGCAAUUGCGGCGGCACCGUCGUCGUUCCGCUCAUCAUGGCGAUUCCCAGUAUGAUUCGGCUGCGACAGUGUCUGAUUGAGUAUGGAAGAGUGCGCCGCGGCCGAAUGGAUGAAAAGACGGGUUGGGGCGGGCAGCAUCUUGCCAACGCGCUCAAGUACAGCACUGCGUUCCCAGUUAUCAUCUUUUCUGCUCUCCAGCGCAGUUGGGGCCCUUCUACUACCCUGUAUAGGGCCUGGGUUGGCGCUUGCGUGGUCAACAGCUUGUACUCAUUCUACUGGGACGUCACCAAGGAUUGGGACCUGACUUUGUUUUCGUCUGCAAAGGAAAGAAAUGCGUUGGAUCACGCCUUUGGCCUUCGGAGACGGCUCUAUGUUGGCCCGCCAGCCACCUAUUACGGUGUCAUUCUACUCGAUUUGAUGCUCAGGUGCACGUGGAGUCUCAAGCUCAGUCCCCAUCUAGACCAUAUUGUCGACUUUGAGAGCUCGAUAUUCAUCAUAGAGUUCUUGGAAGUAUUCCGCCGUUGGGUCUGGAUAUUCUUUAGAGUUGAAACCGAGUGGAUACGAAACAAUUCGAGCAACACUUUGCCUAGUAGUAUUGGCCAGGAUGGCAUCGGCCAGGGUAUCCUACUAGGAGACUACGGAAAUGGAGGGAGUCACUACAAGGAUGAAGAAAGCGAUUAG